AUGGCUGCACUCAUCUCUCAAGUCGUUUCGGCCAUCGUAGGCUUCAAGUAUGGGUUGAAGCACAGCAUCGCGUCGGGAUGUUGGAUAACGGAGCGCGUAUCCGCGUAUGUGGGGUCGGUUUGUGGGGAGGUCUUUCGUUAUAUCGAAGAGCGUAGCGAUACCCCGGUGAUGGUCAGAGGUCGCAAUCGCGCUCAAAUCACGGAUGUCGAAGCCCAGAAUUUACGCACCACCGACGCUGACUGCAACGCCGACUUCGAGGAAAUCGAGGACCUCCUUCGGAUUCGUCAAGAAAUAAUGGAUCUUCAUACCCUUCUCGACAACAAACGCGCACUCACCCGGCCUAUGACGCCCGAAGCGCACAAUAUCAACAUCGACCGAUUCGCUCUCGACCAUAGGCACCGGCUGAACGACAUCGCUAUCGAGGCGCAGAUUCGCGCCAAGUAUCCGUCGAGGAACGAGUAUCUCGCAAUCUGCAAGAAAUACGAGGUUUCCCCCUUCCGCACCUAG
This is a messenger RNA of Psilocybe cubensis, 507 nucleotides long. RefSeq lists its product as uncharacterized. The transcript is spliced from 2 exons. Bases 1 to 507 code for a protein of 168 amino acids. The record is from RefSeq and is a predicted model, not a curated record. NCBI's taxonomy places the organism in Eukaryota, Fungi, Basidiomycota, Agaricomycetes, Agaricales, Agrocybaceae.